AUGUGCAUGCCAACAGGCAAUGAUGGUACAUUGCACUUUGAAAGAAACACAUGGGGGCUCGUUCCCGCUCUAUUUUUUUUCUUCUAUCACUACUGUUAUUUAUUCUGCUACUUUCUAAAUCCCCAACCCUUUUCUAGUCGUACCGCACUCACCCUCUUUCCCGAAUUUUUUCCAUCCCCGGUUUACUCCGAACCACCCCGUAACGACCUGAACAUAUUAUCCAUACCCCUUUUCCUCACAAUCGCCCAUAGCAGAAGGAAGGGUUUGUAUCGUACCCAGUUAUUAAUGCAGAGUAGGGUGGUUUCGUCCGCGGUCAUGUUUCUUGGCGGUAUCGCCGGCGCCGUAAAGUCUCUGCCGGCGUUUGUCACGUCGAGCUUCGGUGCCAUUGUCGACCCGGAAGAUGGUAGAGGAAGUGCGGCAUUUGCUGAGAUUACAGCGUUAACAGCCUUGCAUCACAUGCAGCGGCUGAUGAUGGCGGACGAAAUGGGACGCUCGAUAUUAAAAGAGAGACCGCAGGUAACGGACGAGACAUUGGAGUUUGCUAAGACACAACCAGAGGGAACAUUUGGGUACCGGUACGCAGCAUUUAUGAAACGAAACAAUUUUCUACCGAGUGGAAGGGCACCCAUCCUGCACGUUAGCGACCCAACGCUCGCAUACGUUAUGCUUCGGUAUCGGCAGAUUCACGACUUUGUUCAUGCAUAUGUAGGCUUAGGGCGGACAAUCGAAGAGGAGUUGGCAGUGAAACUCUUCGAGUGGCAGCACACGGGCCUUCCGGUUGGACUUAUGGCGGUAUUGGGUGGUAUGCCAUGGCUCAGGAUGGAUCAGAUCCUUAACAUGGGCAUGUAUAAUGAGUGGGCACGUGCCAAUGCUCCCCGUCAGUUACACGGAAAGCGCUUUGUUUCAUGUAUACUUAACGUGCCGUGGGAAUGGUACUUGGAUAAACCGUAUGAGCAGCUUGUGGAUGACGUAGGUAUCGUGCCACUAGAUGCAUUUCUAAAGGAAAGGAAAAGUGGCGGAUUACACGAUUCAUGA
Messenger RNA from Trypanosoma brucei brucei TREU927, 1035 nucleotides. Its product is annotated as ubiquinone biosynthesis protein. The transcript has a single exon. The record is from RefSeq and is a predicted model, not a curated record. Gene Ontology annotation, cellular component: mitochondrial inner membrane. Bases 1 to 1035 code for a protein of 344 amino acids. NCBI's taxonomy places the organism in Eukaryota, Euglenozoa, Kinetoplastea, Trypanosomatida, Trypanosomatidae. Gene Ontology annotation, biological process: ubiquinone biosynthetic process.